AUGUCGAAAUCGCUAAUUAGAUUCACCGGUCACACUUUCUUUAGACAGAGAUUGGUCCUAUCUACUCUGAUAGGAAGACCUAUACGUAUAGACGCUAUUCGAGCUGAGGAUGACAAUCCUGGCAUAAGAGAUUACGAAGCUGGUUUUCUCAGGUUACUCGAGAAGAUCACAAAUGGCUCAUCCGUCGAAAUUUCGUACACUGGUACAUCAAUACUAUAUCAGCCAGGCUCAUUAGUUGGUGGAAAAGUUACACACGACUGUUCAACUUCUAAAUCAAUCGGUUGGUACUUGGAAUCAAUCAUGGUUUUAGCUCCUUUCCUCAAGAAACCCUUGAAUUUAACAUUAAAGGGUAUCACAACAGAUGGCGUAGACAUUAGCGCUGACACUCUUCGUACUGUCACUUUACCGCACCUCACUCUCUUCGGUAUAUCAGAAGGUUUAGAGCUCAAAAUUACAAAGAGAGGCGCUGCACCAUUAGGUGGUGGUGAAGUCUCAUUCAGCUGUCCAACUCUCCGUCAAAUCAAAACUCUCAAUUUCAGCGAUAAAGGUCGCAUAAAGCGUAUCAGAGGGAUCGCACAUUCCGUCAGAGUUAGCCCACAGUUGUCAAACAGAAUGGUUGAAGCGAGCAGGAGUAUCUUAAAUAGAUACAUUCCUGAUAUUUACUUAUAUACCGAUGUUUAUAGAGGUGAAGAAGCCGGUAAAUCCCCAGGAUAUGCCCUCACACUCGUUGCUGAAUCUACAACUGGAACUUUACAUACUGCAGAAGCUGUAUCUGAACCAGGAACAACCCCAGAGGAUAUAGCAAAGAAAGCUGCUUUCGGUUUAUUAGAAGAAAUCUCUCACAAGGGUGCCGUCGAUAGAUCACAUCAAUGGUUGGUACUCCUUUUGAUGUCUUUAGGUAGUGAAGAUGUUAGUAAAUGCAGAAUGGGUGAGCUCACGCCUCAUACUAUACAAUUUAUGCGCGAUUUGAGAGAUGUUCUUGGUGUUACUUUCAAAAUAAAACCUCUGAAUGACGAUGAGUACAUGCUAAGCUGCGUCGGAAUUGGUUAUACUGGACAAAAGAAAGUUGCAUAAUUUAUUAUAUUUUACCUAUUAUUUUGUUAUAGAGACAUGCUAU
Wallemia mellicola CBS 633.66 is the source of this 1117-nucleotide messenger RNA. RefSeq names its product RNA-3'-phosphate cyclase. Gene Ontology annotation, cellular component: nucleolus. The transcript has 3 exons. The record is from RefSeq and is a predicted model, not a curated record. NCBI's taxonomy places the organism in Eukaryota, Fungi, Basidiomycota, Wallemiomycetes, Wallemiales, Wallemiaceae. Bases 1 to 1074 code for a protein of 357 amino acids. Gene Ontology annotation, biological process: ribosome biogenesis; endonucleolytic cleavage of tricistronic rRNA transcript (SSU-rRNA, 5.8S rRNA, LSU-rRNA). Gene Ontology annotation, molecular function: RNA endonuclease activity.